GAGCUGACAGUGCCGAAGCGGAUUGGUCUGCUUUCCCUUGCCUGUGGCAGUUGACAGCACCUCCCAGCCGUGCACGGCCUUCUGCUUGCUAACACAGCCAGUCUGACUGCAGCAAGCUCAGCUCUAUCCCAGCCCUUACACUGGCAGAAAAGUGCACUCUCUUUCUGAUUCUUUUUGCUUCUUAAGGUGGUUUUAUUGGCUGGGUUGGGGGACUUGGGGAGGUUUUCCUUUCCUUUUAUUUUUCCUUUUUUUUUUUUUUUUGGUUGCUGUUGUUACUUACUUGUAUUCCUAAUCCUGGAUGCAGUUACUGGAUUCUGCAGUACAAGUCUUCAUGAACAAGCUGCACCGCUUAGAGAUUUCACGGCAUUCAAAGGUCACAGAACUGCCACUAUGGUUAAAUGUCUUGUUUAAUGGUUGAGAGGUGCGGAGAAAUCUCAUUUGAUAGUCCUGAUCAGAAUGCCAAAUGUGUUCGCAUGCUAGGAGAUGCACGGGUGAGAGGUCAGACAGGGGUUCUCUCCGAGCGCCGCGGCUCCUACCCGUUCAUAGACUUCCGUCUUCUUAACAAUACAACACUCUCAGGGGAAAUUGGCACCAAGAAAAAGGUGAAAAGACUGUUAAGUUUUCAGAGGUAUUUCCAUGCAUCCCGGUUACUGCGUGGAAUUGUACCGCAAGCCUCUCUGUACCUGCUGGAUGAGGACUACCUUGGGCAAGCAAGGCAUAUGCUAUCCAAAGUGGGAAUGUGGGAUUUUGACAUUUUCUUGUUUGACCGCUUGACAAAUGGAAACAGUCUCGUAACACUGCUCUGCCACCUCUUCAACGUGCAUGGACUUAUUCACCAUUUCCAGCUAGAUAUGGUUACGUUACAUAGGUUUUUAGUUAUGGUUCAAGAAGAUUACCACAGCCAAAACCCAUACCACAAUGCUGUCCAUGCUGCUGACGUCACACAAGCUAUGCACUGCUAUCUAAGGGAGCCCAAGCUUGCCAACUUCCUCACCCCAUCGGACAUCAUGCUUGGACUGCUAGCUGCUGCAGCUCAUGAUGUGGAUCAUCCAGGGGUCAACCAGCCCUUUUUGAUCAAAACUAAACACCACCUUGCCAGCCUGUACCAGAAUGUUUCAGUGCUAGAAAAUCAUCACUGGAGAUCUACGAUAGGCAUGCUUCGAGAAUCACGGCUCCUCGCCCACCUGCCCAAGGAGGUGACACAGGACAUCGAGCAGCAGCUCGGCUCCCUGAUCUUGGCAACAGACAUCAACAGACAGAACGAGUUCUUGAUCCGCCUGAAGUCUCACCUUGACAAUCAGGAUUUGAGGCUGGAGGAUGCACAAGACAGACAUUUUAUGCUUCAGAUUGCGCUCAAGUGUGCUGACAUCUGCAACCCAUGCCGGCUGUGGGACCUGAGCAAACAGUGGAGCGAGCGAGUCUGCGAGGAGUUCUACCGGCAAGGUGACCUGGAACAAAAAUUUGAACUGGAAAUAAGUCCUCUUUGUAAUCAGCAGAAGGAUACAAUACCAAGCAUACAAAUAGGGUUCAUGACGUACAUUGUAGAGCCACUCUUUGAGAGGUGGGCCCAGUUUACAGGAGAUACCCCCUUAUCUGAAAAUAUGCUAAACCAUCUCAGGAGGAACAAGGCCAAGUGGAGGAGUUUGCUCCAUAAGCAACACAGCAGUAGUAGGAGCAAUGACCACUCAGGUCAAGUGACUGGCAGCCAGGAACAGACUUUAAAUGAAGAAGAGACUCCUUAGUGGCAGCUUUGCACUUUUCCUUAUAGCACUGCUAUCUCUGUCUUGAUCACAGCAGCAAGCAAAACCCCGGGGAGCUAAGAGCCUGUUGUCAAGACCACGGAAAGGGAAGAAACAGCAAAGCAGAAGCUGUAAGGGUCCUCAUGAACAAACCCACGGUUCUGCUGGGUUCCUUUCUGGAUCUCCUUCAUCUUCCUCUCCCCCUCUUCGUUCUGCGCAUGCCUGAUGCCAUUCGUCACUUCUGAUCACGAACUGCCUGAAUGCGGAGUCCCAGCCAGCAGUACUGAAGCCGGGCCAGUUACUGCUGCCAUGAAGCAGGGAAGAUUACUGAGAAAACAGAGGAGAUAGUGGCACUCUUGGUUAUGUAUUCAUUUACCAUGAGUCAUACUGUGACAUAUGUAUAUAGGCCCAGAGCACCAUACACUUUCCAGUCUGGCAGCUGGGCUGCACAUUAAACCACCAGCAUCUUCAGAACCCAGAGGACACUGGUUGAGUGAGACAGCGCUCACAGAGGGCAGAGAGAAUCUGGUUAUUUUAGUAAUUAAAAUAAAAACCUUUUUAACUUUUGUAUUCUGUGCACUAAACAGAUCUAUAAACCUUGGACUGAAGUUUCUCUCCAUAUACACAACUCCAGUGUAACAAGGCUCAUUUUGGUAAUCAUUUUUAUGCCACUUUGGAUAAAAGACAGGCAUCUUCUCGUUGCAAGGAACAGUAUUCCCUCGCAAAUGAAAGGGAAGGUGUUGUACAGUCUAAACCUUUAAAACAUGAACAGAUCUAUCUUUUGAGUACUGUUUCAAGUAACAUGUUUAUAUUCAUACGUGUACAUUUUCUGUAAAUACGAAGCGCUACUGAUUCCCAUGCCAAAAUACUGGAGUACUGUGGGAUUGCUACCUGUAAAAACAUUGGCACUGUGAACAGAAUACUGUUAGUUUUAAUACAAGAGAAAGCAUUUGUAAAUAUGGUAUAGAGUUUAUUAAUAUACACCAUUGUUUGUGGAUAAAAGCCUUAACUUUUAGCAUCCUUCAUUUUCUGAUAGCUGCCAAAACCAUACGAUUAUGAUUCUGAACUGCCUUUCCACUAUCAAAGGUGUAUCAAAGGUCAUUAAGGAAUGAAGUCUGGCAGGAUAACUUCUUGAAAACUUCAAACACAUUCCAUAUGGGUCCGUGCUGUUAAUUCAUGGCACCUUGCACAUUCAGUCUAGGCAAAUGCUUCACAGAGCCUGAAGUUUAAGUUCAAAAAAAAAAAACAAACAGAAAGGUAAAAGCCAAAACCCCACAGCAACACCACAUAAUAUGACAAUUCAACACAACUAACAUUUAUUCUAGAGUGUGAAUUUCUAUUAAAUAGCAUAGUGAUCUACAAAGCACGACAUUCUAGUAAUUCUGGAGUCCGAUUGUUUUCUCGAGUGAUGUUGUAGUGUAGCUGAUAUUCUCCCCCACAUUCCCUACUUAGAUAGCUGGCAUCUAAAUGCAUUUAUAUUUUUUUUUUAUUUAAAAAAUAAAACAAAAAAACUUCAACUGACUGCUAGAUCUGUCUCACUCACUGAAGGAAAUAAAAUACUUUCCAGGCAGUCUGUUAAGAAAAAUCCUUUUAACUACCGUAAUAGCUGAGGAAUUCUAUGAACCCUAUGUUCUCUUUGUUUUUGAAAGAUACAUGGCCUUAUCUAUGUCAUAACCUCAGAUCAGAUAUUCUUCUGUAAAGCUUUCCUUAAGCUUCAAUCGUUUCAAUGAAAUUGCAUUCUUGGACACUACUGUAUUGCACCAAAGUGAUUGUCCUCUCCCCUGCCCCCAGAAAAAACUAAUUGUAUUCAGUCAAAGUGCAAUGUUGUUGUAAGCCCCCAGUACAUCAAAUCAGCAAAACUCUUUUACAAAAUAUCUGUCCAUAUAAUCAUGUUUGGACACGAUUACUUUGGACAGGCCAACAAAGAAAGCACUUAAAUAGAAACUAGAAGGUGUUUGAGAAAGAUAAUGCUCACUUAAAGAAGUGCAAGGGAGAUGUAGAAUUUUUUUCCAUUGCAGGGAACAUUGACUUUGUUAGACAAAGUUUUUGUGUGCAUAAGGUGACUAAUAUGUUUAAAGGAAAACAAAAACCAUAAGGUUUAGUAAGGGAUGUUUUAGUCUACUAAUUUAUUGGACAUGUAUCUUCAGAGAAAGGGACUGAAAUCCAGUGAAAUAGGAAGGUGAAAUCACUAACUAUGAGAAAACAAAGCAUCUUGGGAGAGAUGCUUUUCUUCUCCUCUACCAUUUUAUAAGCUGUAAGUGGUAGAAAACCUUCCUCCCUCUUCUAAAUGGGACUCACAUAUUAGAAGUACUAUAACCAUCAAAGAGAGGGAGUUGUUGUAGAAUAAAAUUAUUUCUAACUAUAGGACAUAAACGCCUUUUUAACCACCUGAUGGUGGGGGUGGGAGUAUCACUGCUUUAUGGCUUUUUAGAUAUAUCUUUCCUUCUGACAGAUUUAGGACAAUUAUUAGGACAUUAUACAAGCAGUAUAAUGUGCUGCCUACAAGCACUUAAGUACCUACAAAAGGAUAUCAUUUCCCUUGUUUUGCCUUUUUACUAAGAAAUUGAAGCCAUUUUCCAUCUAGUUCAAAGAAUUUUUAAAAAUGUUCUGAGGUUUAGUUAAAUAAACCUGGCGUCUAGCAGCAUAAAAAGCUCUUGACAGACACAUUGUUGUGUUGUUCCUGAGGAGCUUCCAGAAAAUAGGUCCAACAGGAGAGCUUAGUGCACAUCAAGAUCUGCUAUAGCUACAGUACAACCAAGACCUUUUCUGUAAUUAGAGCCUAUGGGGCCUAUUACGAGACUGCUCUCACCAAGUUAAAGCUUCCUAAUAAACUUUGAAAAGCUGCUCUUAAAAUGAACAGGGUUUUUUGUUGUUGUCGUUGGUUUGGUUGGUUGGGGGGUUGGGGGUUUGUUGGCUUUGGUUUUUGUGGGUUUUUUUGGCUUUUCUUUUGUUUGUUUGGGGGUGAGGGUUUGGGUACACCGAACAUACUUGCUAGAUUUCAAUCACCUUGUCUAAUGAAACAAUGUUUGAAAUAGGUUCAGGGUGCCUCCAGAAAUGCUUCUGUAGUUGUAAGCCAAACCCAUUACACAAGACUGGGUCUGGACCAAUUUGCCUCAGGUGCUCUAAACAGAAGUGAACUGAAAAAUUAGGCUCUGGCAGCAGAUGUCUGGCAAUGAGAUUCAUUGGGGUCUGUAAGGCAAAAUGCUAUUGUUUGAUUCCCCAUAGACGACGGCAUAUCAGACCUGAUAUGGCCAAUUCAACAGCACCAGUGCUCAGUAUACGCUGUUGUGAUACAUGCUUGGUAUUCCCUGGUUUGGAGGACAUUUUGGUGCUGGGAUUUCUCCCCAGAAUACCAACAGAAUGCUGGAUGAACUGAGUGGAAAAAUUUAUAUGCAGAUAUAUCAAGUAUAUGGAUGUUUGUGCUGUCAGCCCUAUUAGCCAUUUUACAGAAAGGCCAUGUAAAUUAUUUCUCUUUCUUACUGGGACAGUGCAGCUAAAAGGUUCUGCAGUUUUAAAAUAGUUAGGCUUUUCAUAUAUGUAAUGAAGGAAGCAGAGAAUCAGUAAAAACAAGAGCUUAACACACUAACUAAGCCACACAAAUACAGUUCACUUGAUUAAAACUCGGUUUCUUUAAAUGUGGAUUUUGUUUCAUCAGAGACAAAUUCUGUGUAAAUAAUUUUAUUUUUCUUUUAAAAAAGAGUGGUGAUAAGUGAAUUUUUUAGCAUGGUUAAAAUAAUGCAUACGUAUGCACUUUCAUUAAGUAAAGGUUUGACCUGCCUUUGCGUUUCUAAGGGUCAACAUUCUGGCCACCAACCAAAACAGGGAAAAAAAAAGGAGUAUGAAAAAUGUGUGCUUUUGAAAAACAUAGACAGAGGAAUAGGUGCCAUUAAGUAGAGUCUAUGGAGGAUCUGCAGUUCUGUCUAACCUAGUAUUGAACACGUUGAUAUUUUUUGUAUGAAGUAUUGGUUUUUGUCGGGAAAAAAAAAAAAAAAAAAAAAAAAAAAAAGCAAAGUCACAGAAUGAUCAGUGAGAAGGCUGCUACCACAGUAAAUGGAAUAAACCAGUUUUCAAACUGCAUAUUUAUCUCACCAGCUUUUCUAAGCUCUGAUUGAACUAUUAGAAGUUUCCAGCAAAACAGACAGAAUGCAUAUAAGCCCUUCCAAAUCGACUCUCCUUGGAAAGGAGAAACACACAAGUAGUCACUUUUUUAUUUUCAGGUAUCAGUCAGGAUAACAUACAUAAUUUAUAGCCUUACAUUCUAAGUUACUCAGCUAAGCUGUCCAUAAGUUUCUCCCAUUCCCCUCCUGAUGCCACCACCCCCAGCUCAUGGUCUACAGAGCUAAUACUUAAAUUUGAAUUAAGAUCCUGCAAAUCCAAAAAAAAAAAAAAAGACAUGCCAAAACCCAAAUAAAAUAAUAAUAAUAUUAAAAAA
Messenger RNA from Anas platyrhynchos (mallard), 6171 nucleotides. The record is from RefSeq and is a predicted model, not a curated record. NCBI's taxonomy places the organism in Eukaryota, Metazoa, Chordata, Aves, Anseriformes, Anatidae.